AUGGCAUCAAAUCCUGAUACAGGAAUUCUCAGUCCGCAGGAAGCCAUUCAUGCAUCCACGCAAGCGACAUCUACGAUUGCGGCAUCCACGCAAGCGCCAUCCCCCGAGAUUCCCAUACUCCAGACUCAGUCCCAACCGCAACAGCCAUCGCCACCACUCCCAACGUCUCAACCACAAUCGGAGCAAGCGCAUCCCUUUGCAGAACCCGAGGUCCCCCCACCUCUGCCCCCUACUCCAAGAUCAGCUACUUUUGGGCGUGGUACACAAGGGGGCUCAUCACGCCGCCGCAGAAGAAGCCGCAGCAGGAACCGGGCUGGAACGGCGAGCAGCGCAAACAACCCCUACUUCCCAGGAGAUCAAGCCUCGACGCGGAAACUUCGCUAUAGUGCAGAUGAAUAUGAUGACGAGGGCCUACGAAACGAGCUGGGUCGUCACCCUGACAGUCGAUCAAUGCCCCGAGCACGCCCGCCUCGUGCAUAUCUCAACCACCCUGCCUAUGCAAACCUAGACUCGCCCGCUAAACCCUUCACCGAGGAUGCCAAAGGUCAUCGAGAAUUUGAGUAUGAUGUCGACCCCAAUACCCGGCACCAGUAUGACGAGGAUUACGCAUACGGCACUGGCGUUUCGCAUGGACCUGGAAUGGCAGGGCCUCAACCUUUUAUGCGAUUGGCCCCGACGUCCAACGCCAGCCACUAUGGCCCCGAUAGUCAGGCCCCCAAGAUCAACUGGAAAGAAUUGAGCCGCGAGGAGCGCACUGAGGUUCUGCGGCUACCGUGGACGCAGUGGAUGAACAGCAACGUCAAGAAUCACUUUGUUGCGAUGCUCGGAGAGCUAAUCGGGACAACUAUGUUCCUCUUCUUUGCAUUCGCGGGCGUCGAGGUUGCCAACAUUGGUCUGCCGUCAUCAGCACCCUUCAACUUGGCCAAGCAGCUGUACAUUGCGCUCAGUUUUGGCUUCUCACUCAUGGUCAACGUGUGGAUCUUCUUCCGCAUUAGUGGCGCCCAGUUCAACCCGGCUGUUACCCUGGCGCUCUGGAUGACCGGUGCCGUCGAUGCGGUCCGAGGUCUCUGCCUGGUUGUUGCGCAGCUCUGCGGCGGCAUGCUUGCUAGCCUUAUCGUGAGGUUCCUCUUCCCGCAAAAGUUCAGCGUGCGGACUAGCCUUGGGCAGAACACAUCGCUCGUUCAGGGGGUCUUUAUUGAGGCCAUGCUCACUUCGGAGCUUGUCUUCACCAUCCUGAUGCUGGCCAAGGAGAAGCACAAGGCCACAUAUAUGGCACCCGUCGGCAUUGGUUUGGCUCUCUGGAUCGAUCACAUGGUUGGUGUGCCGUUCACCGGGGCUGGGAUUAACCCCGCGCGCAGCUUUGGACCUUGUGUCGUUACCGCGACUUUUGAGCCCGAACAUUGGAUAUACUGGGUUGGACCGGGCAUUGGAGCCCUGAUCGCCGUGGCUUUCUACAAACUGAUCAAGGUUCUGGAGUACGAGAUGGCCAACCCUGGUGCCGAUGGAGAUGCGGACAAUGAUCCAACUCAGAAUCCGGCAAAGCGGGCAGAACUGGCAGCCGGAAGAAGGUUCGCGGGUGGCUUUGAUGCCAAGUAA
Pyricularia pennisetigena is the source of this 1596-nucleotide messenger RNA. RefSeq lists its product as uncharacterized. NCBI's taxonomy places the organism in Eukaryota, Fungi, Ascomycota, Sordariomycetes, Magnaporthales, Pyriculariaceae. Gene Ontology annotation, biological process: transmembrane transport. Gene Ontology annotation, molecular function: water channel activity. The coding region runs from base 1 to 1596 and encodes 531 amino acids. The record is from RefSeq and is a predicted model, not a curated record. The transcript is spliced from 4 exons. Gene Ontology annotation, cellular component: plasma membrane.